This is a messenger RNA of Rhea pennata, 4768 nucleotides long. It is a transcript of the gene WRN, whose product is annotated as WRN RecQ like helicase. The transcript is spliced from 36 exons. NCBI's taxonomy places the organism in Eukaryota, Metazoa, Chordata, Aves, Rheiformes, Rheidae. Bases 183 to 4619 code for a protein of 1478 amino acids. Gene Ontology annotation, biological process: DNA replication; double-strand break repair via homologous recombination; telomere maintenance. Gene Ontology annotation, cellular component: nucleoplasm; chromosome; nucleus. Gene Ontology annotation, molecular function: four-way junction helicase activity; ATP binding; 3'-5' DNA helicase activity. The record is from RefSeq and is a predicted model, not a curated record.
GCGUGGCUCUGCGGGGUGCCGGACUCGGGUUCAGGUCCCGGUUCGGAAUAGUCUUCCUUCGCUGGUGAGCGGAUCCAGCUGACGGGGCUUCUGAGCUAGUUAGGAGGUUCCUGUGCUGUUCUCAAGAGGCUGCGAGUAAAUCCACUCCGAGAAAAGUAACGGACAUGUGAGAAACAAAUGAAAUGGAUUUGCUAACUACUACUCUGCACAGUAAAUAUCCUCAGUGGAUGCUUGCACAGAACCAAGAGGGAAUUCUUGAUGAUAAAAAGAAGCCUAACGUUCGCCGGAGCGUUCUGGAGGACGGGCUGCCCUUCCUCGAGUUCCGUGGCUCCGUCGUUUACAGCUAUGAUGCCAGCGACUGUUCCCUUCUCGCUGAAGAUAUCAGGGAGAGCUUAUCUGAUGCGGCUGCUGUUGGAUUUGAUAUCGAAUGGCCGCCAUCGUAUACUAAAGGAAAAAUGGCCAAAAUAGCUGUAAUCCAAAUAUGUGUAACUGAGGAAAAAUGUUACUUGUUUCACAUCUCUUCAAUGUCAGGUUUUCCCAAGGGACUCAAAAGACUGCUGGAGGAUGAAGCAAUUAAGAAGGUUGGCGUAGGAAUUGAGGGAGAUCAGUGGAAGCUGAUGAGUGACUUUGAAAUCAAGCUGAAGAGCUUUGUGGAGCUGGCUGACCUUGCUAAUGAGAAACUGAAGUGUAAGGAGAUAUGGAGUCUAAACGGUCUGGUAAAACACCUUUUUGGCAAGCAACUUCUGAAAGAUAAGUCUGUCCGCUGUAGUAACUGGGAAGAGUUUCCACUGAAUGAGAAGCAGAAAUUGUACGCAGCCACAGAUGCUUAUGCUGGCUUCAUCAUUUAUCAAAAACUGAAAAAUAUGAAUAGUGGUAACCAGAAAAUAUUUGGUUUAAGAAGAGAUGAGAUGUCAGAUGAUGUGAAGGAGCGGUUGACUUUAUUAGCUGAAGAAAUAGUGGAUCUGGCUGCUCAUGUCCCUGGCUCUUCUGGACAACUUGGAAACUUGCAGAGCUUUCCUAUUUUAUCUUACAGAACUGCAGAAAUACUAGCUGAUAUAUCAGAAAAAGUGAAUGCUUUAAGAAGCACGCUGUUUGGUGGUUCUAGCUCCCCGUCCGAAUCGGAGAGGAACUGUAGGGCACUUCCCGAGUCAGAUGUUGAAGCCAAAAAAGCUGAAGUGUCUGAACUUCAUAAAAACCUGCAAGGUGACUUCAACAUCUGCUCAGAUGCUACGUUAGCUGGCCUCUGGGAGGGAGAGUUUAACGAAGGAAAAGCAGAGUGCAGUAACACUGACAAGACAGACGGGCCUGCAGCAGCUGAUUCUAAGGACAGAGCGGACAGAGAUGACUUCAUGUCACUAGACAUUACUGAGCACGAACUACAGAUGUUGGAGCAUCAGGCUGCAAAAGAGCUUCUGAAUGAAGCUGUGCCUGAGGAGGCAUCUUCCACAGACAAUGAACAAAAUAUUUCCUGUGUAAUUGAAAGCGAUGAAGAACUGGAAAUGGAGAUGCUUAAAUCUUUAGCAGAUGUUGACAAUUCCAAGGCGGUUUUGGUUGAUAGAGAGUCUGAUAAAACCGGGAAAACCUCUGAGACAGAGUUGAACCUUGCACCAGAUGUUGAUGAAGACGAAGGUAUUGAGGAGGAAGAGGAGGAAAGUUGGGAUCCAUUGCUGCCAGCACCGAGUGAAAGCCAAGUCACCUGUCUGAAGACUUACUUCGGACAUUCCUCUUUUAAACCGGUCCAGUGGAAAGUGAUCAGUUCUGUUUUAAAAGACAGAAGAGAUAAUCUUGUUGUCAUGGCAACUGGCUAUGGGAAAAGCUUGUGCUACCAGUUUCCCCCUGUUUACACUGGAUGUACUGGAAUUGUCAUCUGUCCUCUCAUCUCUUUGAUGGAGGACCAAGUGCUGCAGCUGACAAUGUCAGAGAUUCCAGCCUGCUUACUUGGAUCAGCUCAGUUGAAAAACAUCAAAGAAGGCAUCAAAGCGGGUCAUUACAGAGUCAUAUAUAUGACUCCCGAGUUCUGUUCAGCGAACGUAUCAUUGCUUCAGGAUCUUGACCGAACAAUUGGUAUCACGCUCAUAGCUGUUGAUGAAGCUCACUGCAUUUCAGAAUGGGGACAUGACUUCAGAAACUCCUUUAGGAGUUUGGGCUUGUUAAAGAAGGCUCUGCCAUCGGUUCCCAUUGUUGCUUUAACUGCAACUGCAAGCCCUUCGAUUCGAGAAGACAUAGUGAAUUGUCUGAACCUGAAGAAUCCCCAGGUCACAUGUACUAGUUUUGACAGACCUAACCUGUACUUAGAAGUUGCACGACAAAGUGGAAAUAUCCUUAGGGAUUUGAAGCAGUUUCUUAUUAGAAAAGGAAGUUUUGCGUACGAGUUUGAAGGACCCACUAUCAUCUACUGCCCUUCAAGAAAGGCCACUGAACAAGUUGUUUCUGAGCUGGUGAAACUGGACGUGGCCUGUGGUGCAUACCAUGCCGGUAUGGGAAUCAAAGAAAGGAGAAACAUUCAUCACCAAUUUUUGAGGGAUGAAAUUCAGUGUGUUGUAGCUACAGUGGCAUUCGGAAUGGGCAUCAAUAAAGCAGAUAUCCGGAGGGUUAUUCAUUACGGUGCCCCUAAGGAAAUGGAAUCCUAUUAUCAGGAAAUUGGGAGAGCUGGUCGUGAUGGGCUUCCUGCCUCUUGUCAUGUAUUGUGGACGUCAGCGGACUUGGCUUUAAACAGACAUCGUCUAAAUGAGAUACGCAAUGAAACGUUCCGAUUGUAUAAAUUAAAGAUGGUGGCAAAAAUAGAGAAGUACCUUAUCUCAAAUAGCUGCAGGAGGAAAAUCAUCUUAUCUCAUUUUGAAGACAAACAACUCCGAAAGGUCUCCUCGGGCAUCAUGGGCACAGAGGAAUGCUGUGAUAACUGCAGGACCAGAACUUCAGGUUUUGCAGCUUCCAGUGACUCAGAAGGAAGUUUACAGGAUUUUGGAAAGCAAGCCUAUCAGCUGAUGGCCGCAGUGAGCGCCCUGGAUGAGAAGUUUGGAACUAAACUUCCCAUUUUGUUUCUCCGAGGGUCUAAUUCUCAACGUUUGCCAGACAGAUACCGAAGACAUGCACUUUUUGGCAGUGGGAAAGACUGGCCGGAGAGUUGGUGGAAAUCGCUGGGCCAACAGUUGAUAAAUGAGGGGUUCCUCAGGGAAGUCUCUGGGCAUAGCAAGUUUGCAACCAUAUGCGUGCUUACUCAGAAGGGUAGAAAUUGGCUUUCAAAAGCUGGAUCUGUCUCAAGUCCAAGCCUUCUGUUACAGUCUAGCGAAGACCUAAAUCUAAGGAAACCUUCUAGAAGCAGUAGACCUUCGGCUGCAGUCUCCGAGCAGUGCUCGCCAAACGGGAAAGUAACAAAGUUUUCACCAGUCAAACAGGUGUCUUUAUAUGAAAUGUUUUCAUAUGAGAGAAAAGAUAAAAUUUCUACAGGAAGCAAGGACACACUUAAAAGCAUCCCUGUGCACUCGCCAGUCAAAUCUUUUCCUUCAAAGUCCACAGAAUCUGUUUCAUCUCAAGAAAAAGAACUGCAGACUGCCCUGUAUGGCAAGUUGUUGACAGCUAGGCAGAAGCUAGCUAAUGAGAAGGAAAUUCCUCCAGCUGUCCUAGCAACCAAUAAGGUCCUGGUGGAGAUGGCCCGAAUAAGGCCUACGACUGUUGAGAAUGUGAAGAGAAUUGAUGGUGUGUCUGAAGCCAAAUCUACCAUAUUGGCUCCUCUGCUGGCUGAAAUUAAGGAGUUUUGCCAAGUGAAUAAUUUGCAGAUGGAUGCAUUCCCUGUAUCUGGACCUAGAGACCAGAAAGAAACAACUCCCUGGAAACAUGCUGGAGUACUCUCUCCAUCUGAGCAUGUCACAUACGUCCUGUUCCAAGAGAAGAAUCUGUCCCUGCGGACUAUAAGUGAGAGCAGAUCUCUUCCUCUUUCUGAGGUUGGCACUCACCUGUGCCAGGCGGUGAAAGCUGGCUACCCUGUCAACCUGGAACGAGCAGGUUUGACCCUGGAAAUUCAACAGAUGAUUUCUGAUGUUAUCCGUAAUCCUCCCAUUGACUCAGACACAACCAAAAUUCAAGCAAUUAGAAAGCUGGUUCCUGCAGAUAUUGAAACAUAUCUUAUCCGGAUGACUAUUGCACUAUUGGAGAAGGAGGAUGGAAGCAGGCCUCAGGAUGGUUUGAGCUACAAAAGGACCCUGGUGUGGUCCAGCAGGCAGCAAGAAAAAGCAGGAGCAGAUGAAGCAAGCAGGGAAAACGCUUCAGGGACCAAAACAAAGGGUAAUUUGAUCAAGCCUAUGCUGAAGGAAGGAGCUGAAAAAAGCCAUCCACAAGUGGUGCCAUCAGCUGUGUCUGUACGGAGCAUGGAUGACAACCAGCCUGGUAACAGUAAAGGAUGUGCAGCAGGUGGUCAGAUGCCCAUCACACUGGCCUCUUGGAAUCAGUCUGCCCUCAGUCUGGAUGGGGAGGAACUGUUUCCUGAGUGUCAACCAAAGACUUCAGCUGUCCCUUCUAAGAGAAAGAUGCCAGAGUGGUUUGGAAACUCCAGGGCAACCAUUUUAUCUGUUGAGAAGAAUAAGAAGCCAAAAGCAGACCCAAGAAGAGGACUUUUUAAGUGAUUUUUUUCUUUCCCCCCCCACCUUGCUCCCUCCUUCCCUGCGAGAGCCAUCACUGCCUUGAACGGGGAAGUACAUUGAAGCUUUUCACUAUGUGAAACUUCUUGUGGAAAGACUUUGGAACAGAAAUAACAAUAAUAAUAAAUAAGUGA